ACCAAGAAUUAGCUUAGCUCUUAUUCAAAAGCUGUUGGGUUACUGUUGUCAUGUAGAUAUUUGGCGGAAGUGACUCAUCAGCCAUGAACAGCAAGCAAAUCAGGUCAGGUGACAUCCUGUGUUGAUAUAAAAGCCUCAAGAUUGCCACUAGUAACCAGUAUCAUGUGGGUUCUCUCAUAUAUGGAGGAAAGAGUCAUGAUAUUUUUGGUUUUUGGUUUUACACAGACCGCACUGAGCGCUGCUAAUUCCCAGAAAGUUAUCACAGUACACCAAGGACCAGUUGAAGUGAAGCAAGGACAUAACUGCACUCUGUGGUGUAAAUUUAAAAAGAGCCGUAAACAAGUGCCGAUAAACUGGCAGUCGCCGCCAACUUUCAAAACAAGAACGAACGAUUGUGAUUCUUUUCUCAAUGAUAAAUAUGUCAUGUCAUGUUCAGACACUGAUGGCCCUUUUCGGUUUUAUAAUAUGACAAUAAUGGAUGUCAAAUGGGCCGAUAAUGGGGAAUAUCGAUGUCUGCAUGCAAACGAUAUGGUCACUGUGGAUUUACAUGUUGUAGUUCCAGUUACAAGUGUAACACUAGCAAAAUUCGUCAAAAGCACAGCUCAAGAGCCCCAGCGCUUGCAUCUUCAGUACUUAACAUGCACAACAAACUGUGCAUCUCCAGCACCCAAUAUUUCAUGGUUUGUAAAUGAACAACCCUUUAAUGGCAACGCGACGGUCAGAGAGCUGGGCUGCUCAGGGGCCAAGGAGGGCCAGAGACAGACUGUGAGCACCGUAAAGAUAGUAAUGAGGACAGACAUGGAUAAGGAAAGAAAGGAAUAUGACAUUUCGUGUACGGCAGAAAACAUUAUUGGGGAGCCACAAGUUUCAAAGACAAUAGCUUGCAAAAAUGUUGCGUCGUGGCAAGAAACUCCCAUAAAGACUGCAAAUACUGGGAUAACAGUGGUGUUAGCCGUGUUGCUUGCCAUAUCAGUGAUCAUCUGCUUUGUUCUGCUCAUAAAGCAUGCUAAGAGAAAGAGAACGCCCUGUUGUAGAGGGAAAAAGAAGAAGGGAAAGUUUCUAGCUGGUGACUCCGAAAACUGAUUUUUCCAAAUUGUUAUUUCAUCAAGGGAAGCUCAUGAAGAUGAACAUUCGGAUCCUCGACAAUGUGAAAGAAUGCGAAGGCAUACCAUACACCGCAAAAUGUAGCAAAUGUAGCAAAUUACAGAAAUUACAGAAAGCUUUGUGGUGUUCGGUUCACGGCGUAGCCAGGGGGCCACUCCUCUUCAGUGGCCGCGUUAUAACGACUGACGUCGAACAUUUCCUGGAGGAGUUGAGAAUCGAAACGUUCCCGAAAGCAUAUCGAGCUGGUGACUUCGGUUUGUAGCUCAGCUGACAAAGUCAGCGGGGCUAGUUCAAUAGCUAUUCGAAUGGUGUCUAUCCUUCCAUCCUUCCAUCCAUCCAUGUAUCUAUCCAUCCAUCCAUCCAUACGUGGACAAAAUCGGGCAUUUUGUAACCAUUAGACAUAGGCACUUUAAAUCUCGGACUUAACAUGAACAGCACAAGAAAUGCCGCUGACAAAAAAAUUAGCGCGGUUCGACUCAAAUUCAGCUAACCAGGGGGCAAAAAGCCUAAAUUACAAAACUGUUUUUUGUCGUUUCAUUCCAGCAGAUAGAAGCUUGAAAUAAAGUUGUGGAGGUCUGCGUGAUAUAGAAGUUUUGAUAUAAAAUAGAUUAGUUUCGAUAUAUAUCACCAGUUGGCGGUACUGAACAAAAAUGUGACCCACCACGACAAAAUGAGUCACUUUUUGAACAGAAUAAUAAUAAUAAAUACCGGAUAUUAUAGUGCCUUGUACAUGCUAAGCAUGCUCCAAGGCACUUUACAAUGGAGUUAGAAGCAAAUAUUUGGAUUUAAAACAGUUUGAUAGUGGUAAGAGUCUCUGAAACAGAUUCAAUGAAAAAUGUUGCCUCUUUUCACAGCUUGUUUUUCUAGUCCAAGCUCUUGCUGUCCAUCCUUGAUGAUUCAGCAGUCAAUAUGUUUAAUUAUUUUACAUUUUCACACACAAUUUAUUUAGACAUCAUGCUUUUUUUGGCCACAAAACUGGGUUUAAUUUAUGCACAAGCAUACUAAACGAUCAUGUGCUAAGUCACUGUCACGUGAUACCUAAAGUUGUCGAAUGGCGGCAGAGUAUCUGAUCUAAAACGACCUCGUUUACCCAGGGGUCAUUGCGCGCUCCUAUGGUCACUUGCACUACUCCUGGUAUCAUGUUGAGCUGAAACAUAUUUGACUGCUCAACGAAUAAUGUUUGACAUGCAAAUAAGAUGUAAAAAAUGUUUUGACACUUGGCAUAUUCAUGGCAUAUUGAAUCGGCGAAAAGGGCGACUUAUCAGUCAGCACGUGUUACAAAUGCCAAUCUCUCGAGCACUGUGAAAAUACUAUUUCCAAAUCCCCUUUGAUAAUUAGUUUUUAUGUUUAAGUAAGGCUUCUUUAUCUAUAUUUACCCUCAGAUAAUUGCUCAAUUUUACAAUUAUUUGGUCGGCUACAAACGGCUUUGUUCGUGAUGAAACAGUGCUGGCACGUUGUCGCAUUGGGACAACCUGUAUAAGUUUAGUUUUUUGGGACACACUGUAGUUCAAGGUAAUUAGCAUAGGUGGCAGCACUGGGGGGAGUGUGUUGAGAAAAAAUGAUGGAGGACAUCUGAGAUGCUGUGAGCACAUGAAGAAAAGAAACCUGAAUAUUAUGAUGAGAAGAUGAAUAUAGACAGUUUUAUUGAAUUACAAGAGUUAGAGUUGAGUAAUUAUACAGUCCUACCCCGACAUUAGGUCUCUUACCGACCGGAUAGUGGAGCAGUGAGGUGACAUUUGAGAACUGUAAAAAGUGAGAAACCAUGUGCUAUCCAUGUACAUUUUGUACAGAGUUGGCCUGUGCAUUUGGCCUAUGCUAGUAUGCUGCUCAGUGCAAAUGCAUAUGCAUGCUGAAAUCAUCCAAAUGAAGGACUGCUGUUGCAAUUUGGAUGCCGUUAAGACGACAAGAGAACAUUAAUUGUGCUGUCCCUCCAUCAACCUUGGAUUUUGGAACACCACGUCAGUUCAAAUCCGAGUGAGCUUUGAGCACAGGCAGCAUGCUGAGGAAGAGUCAAGUGACAUUCAAAGUCCAGUUGUAUGUCACAUCGAUGGUCGCGGAUUGUCGAAUUCCUGUCGUUGCUGAUCCCACCAACGCUUGAGUUUCGUCGAGUCACCGAGUCGGAGAACACUGUCGAGUUGUCGUGUUCUCAACAUCCCAGCAUUGUCGAGUAGCUGGUACAUCGUCGAUGAGCAUCAUUCGCACAUCAUUUGCCAAAUUCGUGGCUGAUGUGAUCCUACACAAGAGUGUGUUGAGCGUCUAACGAGUCGAGUCGGAGAACACUGUCGAGUAAUUGUGUUCUCAAAGCCAGACGAUCAACGAGUUUCUUCGUUCCUCGUCCCUGUGUGAGAACUGUCGUUCUCAACAUCGAGCAAUCGUCGAUAGCUGUUAGCAUCGUCGUCAUCUUUGAGCAUCGUCAAUUUAUGCUCAAUAUCCGAGUAACACUUCCACCCAAGUUCAAGGUCAUCCGAUGUCCAUGCCGUGCUGCAUUGAUGAACUGAACUGUUUGAACCGAGCACCAGCCUCUGAUUCCAAGAGACAUUACCGAGUUAGCGAGUCACCAUCUUCCAAGGACUGCUACAUUCCAGCUUUGUGCAUUGUUGUCACACACAUGAUAUGCAUGAACUAAUAUUUGAAUUCUCUUUCAGAUAUUGAGUAAAUUUAUGAACUUUGCCUAGUAUUUGGUAUAGAAGUUGGCCUUUUACUGUGGGAUUUCAUUGUACAUGUACAUUGUAACUGUGUCUUGAGUUUUUGAGCAUCUAGUCUAGGUUUGAGUAGGCCUUUGUACUAGAAUCACCACAUGAGUCUAUGCUUUAGGUUGUAAGUUGACCUACUGCAUACUACGAGUUAUGAGUAUUUCUUCUGACUAAAAGCUGUAUUUGGUCUUGAGAAUCUUCGCUGCAGUUACAGGUUGUAAUUUGACCUUGCUGCACACUAACUUGAGUUGAGUUUGAGAAUCUUCGCUGCAGUUACAGGUUGUAAUUUGACCUUGCUGCACGCUAUCUUGAGUCGAGAUUGAGAAUCUUCGCUGUAAGUAGAGGUUGUAAUUUGACCUUGCUACACGCCAACAUCGAGUUGAGUUUAGAGUCUCACUGUGGGUUUUGAGUGACCUUACAGUGUUAGCAAGUUUACCACAUCAGUGUUAAGUGGAGAAUUUGCGUCUUUCUUGAGUAGAACACACGAGUUGUUGUUACGUUGUCAUGCUUAUGAGUAGGCCUUGGUGAAACUUGGAAUAUCACUUUGCGAGUUCAUAACACCCAACGUGUACGGUGUUAGCAGUGCCAAUUCAUCUUGCAUAUUUUAGUUGCAUUUCAAGCCAACUUCUAUGCUACCAUUUGUAUUGUCGCUUUCAUGUGUUCACAGCUACACUUUUCCUAAGGUUCUAUUUUGCAACGUUUCAUCUGAGUUUAUCUGGGGUUUGAGAAAUUUCUUGUGCUGCCCUCUAUGCUGUUCAUGAUACUACAGGGUUGAGUUCAUGUCAUAUUGACACAGGGAAUUUAUCAACUGGCUGAAAUUCCAAGGGUUUAGAUUGCUACUGUGCUUAUUUCAGUCAUUCUCUCUGAGAUCUGAGUUUUUUGAGUUUUGAGUUUUGAGUAAAACUGCAACCAUGGGUGAACCACCAACCUUGCAAUCACUGUGUGAUAAACGCAAAAUAUGUCGCGGGAAGUACACUCGACAGGAAAACACUGUGACAAGGUAUUACAGGGAAGCAUGUAACUUGUACGACAAAGGAGAUCGCGUUACCCAGUUUGAGACAGCCGUGCGAAAAACGGGUAAUGCCAUGGAAGAGCUGAAUGCGGUCUACGGUGAAUUGAAGGACGUACAGACUGAGGUGGACUUCCAUCCUGAUUUAGGGAAACUGAACGAUGAAGCCUUGAGAGUUGAGACUGAGUCAGAGGAGAGGUAUCGCACCCAGUACUACGACAUUUCUGCCAUGGUUCAACAACUGCAAGCGGAUGCUGAGAAGGAGAGGCGUACCCCGUCGGAGAAGUCGAGUGAUACUUUCACACCUGAGCACUUUGCCGCCGCCAUGAAGGAGACCCUGGAAUCAGUACAAACAGGAAUUUCUGGUGAUCAGUUAGAAAGGAUUCUAGGGACCUUAUCGCACAAGAAGCGUUAUGUUCAGAUACCGAAAUUCAAAGGUGAUGUCGAGUUGUUUGACCAGUGGAAACAACUGGUAGAGACUGAAUUAGAAAAACCAGGCUAUAGCGAGGUGGAAAAGACCCACAUAGUCAUAUCAUUAGUUGAUGGAGAGGUAUCCAAACUCAUCAGUGGACUAAAGGAUCCAAGUUCAGAUGACAUCCUUGAGUUUUUGGAGAAUAGGUACGGAGAUGUGUUGACAAAGAUCCAGAAGGCAGUGAACGAGAUUGCUGCAGUGCCUGCUGUCAGUUCGCCCUCAGCAAAGGAUCUUGAUUCUCUCUACAACCUGCUUAAUUCCAACUGGAAUUACAUCAUGAAACGAACAGAAGAUGACAAACACGUGGUAAGGGCAAGCUGGAUCUUUACAGCCCUUGUCCGACCAAAACUGCCAAAGGGACUUCUCAAAAAAUGGGAUGGAGAGAUAAUCAAAGAGGAGAAGUCGAUGGGGACGACGUCGGAAUUACCGAUACGUUUCGACACUCUUUUGGAGAAGCUGCAAGAUGCCGUCAAGGUUGCGAGGCGAACGGAGCCAAGCAAACGAGAUAAACCCGAGAAGGAGAAGGAGAAAGAGAAGAAGUGGGUUAAGGAUUACCAGAAGGAAUCUAAGAAGCCUACAGGUCAUGCUCUUCAGAUAUCUCAGAGGACACCGAAACCCAACAAGGAGGAAUCGUGCAUAUUCUGUCAACUUAGGCACUUCUCAUCAAGUUGUCCAACAGUGAAGUCGAUGCCUGUGUCAGAGCGAGUUGAGAAAGUGAAAGCGUCAAAGGCAUGUUUCAACUGCUUGCGGACUACUCACUUUGUGGAUGCAUGUCGGUCAUCUAGCUGUAAGAAUUGCUCGAGGAAGCAUCACACACUCUUACAUUUCGACAAGCAAGGAGGAAACAAGACUGGGAGCAACCAGGAAACAUCGAGCGAAAAGGAGACAAGUGGAGAUGGUAACAAGCCUGAGGAGACCGUGAAAUCACCCCACUACUUCGUGAAAGCCAGAGAGACAGAUGGUGAAGUACUGUUACAGACAGGCCUAGCGAAAUUGGAGUCGAGGAAUGCAGUCGCACAUGGACGAGUUCUCUUUGACUCAGGGAGUGGAGCCACAUUUGUCAGCAAGCGAAUGGCAAGGAGUUUGCAGCUGCAUGGUCAACCAGUUGCAGCAGAGUUUACCUUAGCAGGAGGAAAGGUCAUGACACUUGAUACCCAACGAGUCAAGUUUCAUUUGUCGAGCAUACUACCCAAAUGGAAGGGAGAGACGUUCGAAAUCAUCGCCUAUGUUCUAGAAAAUCCAUGUGCUGAUAUCAAUGAAGUCAAUGAGGAUUUGUCAAAGAUUGAACAGCUGAGAGACCUCCAGAUAGCUGAUGAGUUCCCGAGAAAACGUCAAUCGGUGGAUGUUCUGUUAGGAAUCCAGGAUUCAAUGAAAAUCUUACAGGAUAAGAGAGUCUUUGGAUCAGGAAACAGUCUUUCAGCGCAGAGGAGUCACAUUGGUUGGAUCGUGUCCGGAACCUGUCCCGCUGAUCAGGAAAGCCACACAACGUUGCCAGUCAAUCAUUCAACAUUUCAACUGUCCAGCGAGAUAGACAUCGCGACCAAGCACUGGGAGACGGAGCACAUAGGGAUCCUACCAAAUGAGAAAAACCAGCACCUCUCAGAGCUUGAGACUGAAGCCCUGAGACAGCACAAGGAGAAAACAAUCAAGAUCAAGGAUGGUUAUGAGACAGGAUUGUUGAAACAUCCGGAGUGGAAGGAUAAAAUUCUGAAAUCAAACAAACAACAAGCAAUGAGGAGACUUGGUAGUCUGGAGCAGAGACUGAAAAAGGAUCCUACAUUGUCAGCGAGAUACCAGGAGCAAAUCAAUGAGUUGAUCAAGAAAGGUCGAGCGGAACGAGUGAGUGAGGAAAAGGAGCCGGAGGAUCGUAGUGUGUGGUACUUGCCCCAUCAUCCAGUAGUGAGAGAGGACAAGACGACAACAAAGGUUAGAAUCGUCUUCGAUGGAUCGAUGAGAGGCCGGGAUGGAGUAUCACUCAACGACACCUUAUUACCAGGACCUGCCCUGCAACCUGACCUUCCUGGAGUUUUGAUGCGAUUCAGGCGCCACAGAAUUGCAUUGAUAGCGGAUAUCGAAAAGAUGUUCCUCCAGGUAAGUAUGAACGAGAUAGAUCGAGAUAGCCAGAGAUUCCUAUGGAGAGACUUGGACACGGAUAAGGAGCCGGAAGUUUUCAGAUUGACCACAGUCACCUUCGGAUUAACGUCUUCGCCAUUCUCAAGCAUCAAAACUGUGCUAGAUCAUGUCGCGGCACAUCGUGAGGAGUACCCAAAAGCUGCUGCAGAGAUUGAGGAGAAUAUCUUCGUGGAUGAUAUUUUGAGUGGAGAUGAGGAGGAUAAUGAGGUGGCGGAGUUGGCAGUUGGACUGAAGGAGAUUCUGAGCCCGGAAUGGAACAUGAGGAAGUUUCUAUCCAACAAACCAGGAGUUUUGUCAGGUCUUGCCAAGGAAGACAUCGCGUCGGAGCUCACAGAGAAGAUGGUUGGCGAAGAGAUCUCAACAAAGGCGCUGGGAGUCAGAUAUCGACCCAAGGAGGAUGUUCUCAUGUUCUCAUUUGUUGACAAAAUGGAGGAUGUGGAGAUCGAGACCAGGAGAAGUGUGUUGAAACAACUCCAUCGGAUUUAUGAUCCACUUGGCAUGCUAUCGCCCUUUGUACUCAAGGCUAAGCAAAUUUUCCAACAAUCAUGGGUCACAACUGGAGGAUGGGACGACGCGCUACCAUCGGAGAUAGAGGAGGAGUGGAAACGCUGGAAAUCUGAAGUGACACUACUGGACAGCAUCAAGAUACCGAGGUGUAUUGUGCCUGCUGACUUCCAGGAUCCAGUAUAUUUCCUACACGGCUUUGGAGAUGCAUGUGAGACAUCAUACGGAGGAGUGGUCUAUUUGACUAGCCAGGAUUCAACUGAGAGACGUCACGUUGCUCUACUCAGCUCAAAGACCAGAGUAGCACCCCUGGGAAAGAGGAGGAGCAUCCCGGAACUGGAGCUCAUGGCAUCACUGGUGACAGCAAGGUUAACAAAGUAUGUGGAAAGAGAGCUCAAGCUUCCGAUUGCUUCAGUGAAUUGCUGGACAGAUUCCAAGGUUGUCACACACUGGUUAAGCAAGCCACCAUACAAAUGGCAAACAUUUGUCGCAAACAGAGUAGCUGAGAUUCAGAACUUAGUGCCACCCUGCAACUGGAGACAUGUUCCAGGAAAAUGGAACCCUGCGGAUCUUUGUUCCCGAGGACUUACUGCUGAGAAUCUGGUUGAAUCUUCAUUGUGGUGGAAUGGUCCAUCCUUCCUGACUGAAAGUGAAGAACAGUGGCCAGAACAAGAGAAGAGCAAGAAGGAGGAUGAGGAAAUAGCUGACUCGAAAGCCAAGCCCAAACUUCGUCAGAUUGGUAUUGCUGCUGUAGCCAAGACGGAUAUUGCUGCUGCUGAGAAAUACAUUGAGAAAUUCUCAUCAUACCAGAAGUUCAUCAGGGUAAUGAGCAGAGCGAGGAGUUGGAUUAGGAUCCAUAGGUCCCGAAAGGAGGGGAGAGAUCAAAACGAGGGGAGAGAAACUGACAAGGAGAAAAGCAUUCCAGGAACAACUCUCAAUGACAGACGUCAGGAGGAGCUGCACUGGAUCAGAUGGGCUCAAUCGCUCAAGUAUCAGGAGGAUAUUGAGGAAUUGAAAGCCGGACGACAAGUCACCAUGGAGAGUAAACUGGCUCCAUUGAGCCCAGAGUGGGACGAGAAGGAUCAAGUGAUGCGAGUGGGAGGUCGUCUUCAUUACGCCCCAUUGCCGGAGGAAACUAAGCAUCCCAUCAUCUUGCCUGCUCACAACCGAUUUGUGGAUAAGUUAGUUCUGUACUACCACCAGAUUAACCUACACACAGGACCAGCACAAACCCUGGCUUUCUUGAGAAACAAGUACUGGCUUAUUCAUGGGAGACAGGAAGUGAGACGCAUUCUUCACAAGUGCAAGGCUUGUAAGGAUCCAGAGGAGAUUGAGCAAAAGAUGGCGCCGCUGCCUGUGGAAAGAGUGAGCAUGAGUCUUCCUUUCACGCACAUAGGAUUAGACUAUGCAGGACCUUUAUACGUAAAGAUGUCCAGAGAUGAGACAACGAAGGCUUACAUUCUGAUCUUCACGUGUAUGGUGACUAGAGGAGUGCACCUGGAACUCACACCAGAUCUUACUACAGAAGAGUUCAUGGCUGGGCUGCAGCGCAUGAUGAAUCGCAAAGGGAAAUGUGUAUUCAUUCUCUCUGACAACGCAAAGACAUUCAAAAAGGCAGACACCUUGCUGAGGAUUCUUUACAAACAGAAGAAUGGAAAGAACAAGCUUAAUGAGGAGAUAACAGGAAAGGGAAUAACAUGGCGUUUUAUCACGGAGAGAGCCCCAUGGCACGGAGGAUUCUAUGAGAGACUCGUGCAAAGCGUCAAGAAACCACUGAGGAGAGUGCUUGGGAAAGCACACCUGACAUACCUUGAGAUGCAGACUGUACUCUCGGACAUCGAAGCACAACUGAAUUCUAGACCCCUGACUAGUGUCUCUGCAGACAAAGAGGAUUGGUCGCCUAUCACUCCAGGACACCUGAUGAUUGGCCGGAGCCUACAAGUUCUGCCUGAUGCCUCAUUGGCAGGCCAUACUACCGUCGCAGUGAGCAAGAGAUGGGCCUAUAAUCAGCACCUGUCAAGGAUCUUUUGGAAUCGAUGGACGAAGGAGUAUUUGACUGAGCUGAACCAACUGAGGAAGUGGACUGAGGUUCGAGAUAACCUUCAUGAGGGAGACGUUGUUCUAGUCGCUGAGGACAACACCAGGAAGCUGGAUUGGAAGCUUGGAAGAGUGGAGGAGAUCUUUCCAGGACGAGACGGUCUUGUGCGCUCAGUACUGGUGAAGACGAAAUCGGGAUUGAUGAGACGUCCAGUACAGAAGCUGAGGCUAUUGGAGACCACCAUUGUGCCAGAGGAUGUUGAAAGCGAUUCAGAUCCAGAUUAGCCAAUGUUAGUGGAGUAUUGUGACUAGAGACAUUCUAUGAGCAUUGAGAACUACAACAUAUACAAGAAAAUACAACUAAGGGUUUCGUUCACUUAGUAAAUACUUUAUUCGAAUUGUGGAGUACGAGUAGAGAGAAUAGUUCAAGCGAUAUUUGCCAGUUGGUAUUUCGCAUAAUUCGUUUCAAUAUUUUAGCCAGUGUUGCAGUAAGCGUGAAAUUUUCGGUGCUCAGAUUUCAGAGGGGAGUAUGUCGCAUUGGGACAACCUGUAUAAGUUUAGUUUUUUGGGACACACUGUAGUUCAAGGUAAUUAGCAUAGGUGGCAGCACUGGGGGGAGUGUGUUGAGAAAAAAUGAUGGAGGACAUCUGAGAUGCUGUGAGCACAUGAAGAAAAGAAACCUGAAUAUUAUGAUGAGAAGAUGAAUAUAGACAGUUUUAUUGAA
Molecule: messenger RNA, 10676 nt
Organism: Lineus longissimus
Lineage: Eukaryota; Metazoa; Nemertea; Pilidiophora; Heteronemertea; Lineidae
Exons: 7
Coding region: 4709-10237 (1842 amino acids)
Biological process (GO): DNA integration
Molecular function (GO): nucleic acid binding
Source: RefSeq, a predicted model, not a curated record